Harpegnathos saltator (Jerdon's jumping ant) is the source of this 752-nucleotide messenger RNA. RefSeq names its product active regulator of SIRT1. The record is from RefSeq and is a predicted model, not a curated record. Lineage: Eukaryota; Metazoa; Arthropoda; Insecta; Hymenoptera; Formicidae. The coding region runs from base 149 to 577 and encodes 142 amino acids. The transcript has 4 exons.
CAACUAUGAAUAUUGGCCCUUAUAUUUGGCUGUAGGACCUUUCGAAGCAAUCAAUGGUAAUGUUACUUACAAGUAAAAGCAGGUGAAAAUUCAUAUACAGCACAGUUUAAUAUAAAAAUCAAGUUGUUGUAAUAGUCAUUUCAAAGGAAUGUCUAAAUCACUCGUGUAUAAAAGUUUGGAAAUAUUCGACGAUUUAUAUGAGGAUCCAGAUAAGAAGAAGAAAAAGAGAAAGAAACAGGACUCCUUGUACACGGGUACCUUUGAACUGAUUCCUCCUAGGCACAGAUUUACCACUGAAGAGGAGAAAGCAGCUGUAAUUCGUAUGCUGGGUAGAUCCAACAGACUUACUCCUCAAGAGGCUAAGAAACGUCUAGCUGCCCAAAAAGAUCGUACUGAAGAAAAUGUACAACGACUGCUCUCACUCAAAACUAAUCAGUUGAAUUCUAAUAUGUCAAACAAGCUAUUACAACGUGCUGUAAAGAAUCGUAUAAAGAAGCAAGAGAAACCCAAAGAAUCAGAGAAGACAGCUUUCACGGAAGAAGAUUUCAAGAAGUUUGAACAAGAACAUAUAGAGUGAUUAUACAUCGAAUUAUAAAGGUAGCAUAGCAAAUUAACGAAAUUAAAGUAUAAAGCAUCAAUGAUGUUUAGCACUGACUGCCAAAGAGGAAAAGCGAUAUUGAUAUUAACUUCUGUUCUGUUUUUCUAUUAUACCGUCUGGGUAAUUGGCUUGCCGUUCAUCGACGACGAUAGAU